AUGGAAUGUCUAUGCUACCUUCCUUGGUCUUUCAGUUUUCCCACUCGUCUCAGCUUCCGCUCGCAAAAAAGAAAUGUGAAAAAACUUGAAAGCGAAAAAAGGCGGGCUAAAUCGACUUGUCAUUCAAAUCAAAUACGCUCUCUCCUUCACGCGCUGAACUAAACAAAUGCAGAUCGAAGUUGAGGACUCUGUACGGACAAAAAUGGAGUCGCUUCGGUUGAUAUGCGACAGAGAGAUUCCCUUCAAUCAGCAGAAAAUGGACUCUUUCGUGGAGUCGUUUCGACACUCUCUGGAAUCGGUCAAGGCCAAAGCGCUUGAAACCAUCCAAAAUCAAGCGAAAUUGGCGAAAGUGAAAGCUGAACUGAGAGAUGCUGAAGAUGAAUACGUGAAAGUAUUAGCAGUGAAGACUCGUAAAGAGGUCAAGCAGAUGACAACUAGGGAUUCCAUAUCUGCAACAAAAGUAAGACUAGAAGAACUUAAAAAAACCGUUGAAGCUCAGAGGGCUAGGAGGGAUGAGUAUGCGGCAAUUAUAUCUCAACAAUCUCAAGGCUUGGCUAUAUCUGAAGGAAAGACCAACCAAGACACUGAAUGGAAUGAAGAAAUUCAAGAAGCCAUUUUGUGGUACAAUAGGGUUCUUGGUUUCCAUGUUGAGGGUGGACCUGGGGUAAAAUUUACAUUCAACAAUAUAGAUAUUAAUAAUCCAAAUGAGCAGUACUCUUUCACCAUUCGCCACACAAAUGACAACUAUACCUUGUUGGAUUGUGACCCACCAUUGAACAACAUCAAGGAGUUAAUCCAAGAGUUGAACAGAACCAAUGGCCUAUUCAGAUUUGUCCGAAUUAUGAGAGAGAGGUUUCAAGAAGCUGCAGCACUUGGAUUUCGACCGCAAUCAACAACUCUUCAUCAAGAUUCUUCCACGAUCUCUGGGUCUGCUCCUGUGUUUUCAGUUUCGACUAAUAGAAGUGGAUCUCCAGCCAAGAAAAAUGAGUAUCAGAUUGAAUGUGGAGAAUCCAAUAGACAAGAAAAUCAGAUCAUCCACCAAAGUGAACCUCUGACAGAGAAAAAUGAACAGCUUAUUCAGGACGAAGGAGUUUAUAGACAAUCCAAGAAAGUUAACCGUGGAAGAGGGGCCAUACCAGCACUUCUAUCUCCAGGAUCAGCAGCAUCUCUUCGCCGGUCCCCUCGUUUUAAGGCUUCCAAUUCUAAGCGUGGAGGGAAAAUCAAGGCAGAACAUUAAUAGAUGGUCUGCAAGACAUUUAUGAAUAUGUUUAGCCAGUCUGCAGUAGCCAGUGUUACGACAUGCAAUUGUUAAGAAUUGAAGAUGAAAUAGGUGCUGCUUUCUCAUCUCGGUAUUGUUAUCGUGUGAUCAGACUUGCUCUGAUAGGCAAAAUCUGUGACUUGGUUGAACGCUUAAACUUCCACGGUUGGAAAGUUGCUAUACUUGGUGGUCUAAGUAUUGCCGCUCAGCUGACAAGACAGAUUGGUGUUUUCUUAUUAUAUUAGUGUUUUAGGUUGUAUAACACUGAUACAGCCUAGGUUAAAGCCUAAGUAUGAUUAACAGAAUGGCGAUAAAACUUAUAUUUGAUUAACAGAAUGGCGGAUUGUGUGUCCCUUUAUUGGCAAAUACUUCUUGACAGACUUGCCUAUUUUUACUUGCUGUACAAAUACAUAUGCUUUUAUGCCUAUAUACAUCACAUUUAAAAA
Molecule: messenger RNA, 1704 nt
Organism: Mangifera indica (mango)
Lineage: Eukaryota; Viridiplantae; Streptophyta; Magnoliopsida; Sapindales; Anacardiaceae
Product: kinetochore protein SPC25 homolog
Exons: 9
Coding region: 167-1237 (356 amino acids)
Biological process (GO): chromosome segregation
Cellular component (GO): Ndc80 complex
Source: RefSeq, a predicted model, not a curated record